Molecule: messenger RNA, 930 nt
Organism: Corylus avellana
Lineage: Eukaryota; Viridiplantae; Streptophyta; Magnoliopsida; Fagales; Betulaceae
Molecular function (GO): RNA-DNA hybrid ribonuclease activity; nucleic acid binding
Source: RefSeq, a predicted model, not a curated record
AUGGAGGUGCAAAGACAGAUCGUGGAAAUUGCAGGUAUCCUAUCCUCGCAAAGGGGAGCACUGGUGAAGGGCCUUAUAGACCAUGAUACACGGUGGUGGAAGAAGAAUCUUAUUGAGGAGGUAUUCAAUCCGAAGGAGGCAAGGGUCAUUCAAGCUAUCCCAAUAAGUGCUAUGAACCUACCUGACAAGCAAGUGUGGAGAGGCAAUGCAAGGGGGACUUUCUCGGUUAGCAGCGCCUAUUAUAUGGCAAAAGACCGUGUAGCUGCUCACCAUGCAAAAUGCUCAGUGAGGGAGAAUCUGGUGCGGCGUAAGGUCACUCAAGAUCCCUCAUGUCCUAUUUGUGGUAUGGAGAAGGAAUUGGUGUACCAUGUAUUAUGGGAAUGCAUUGCUACAAAAGACGUGUGGGGGGCUAGUGCAAAAUUUUUCCAGAAAAGUAGUUUUGAUGCCCACGAUUUUCUACAAGUUUCAGAACAUUUCUUCCAAACCUGUGCAGGGAAGGACUUGCAGCUCUUUGUCGUUACAACACAGAAAAUUUGGUUCAGACGUAACACAUGGAUACAUGAAGGAAAAUUCGCUCAUCUGAAUAUGUUGGUUUUAGGUUCCAAGAGAGCUGUAGAGGAGUUGCAGUUUCUGUACCAGGGAUGUGAGGAAACUUCUGCCGUGACUAAGGAGAUAUGGCAGACACCAGCGAAGGGGUGGGUUAAGUUGAACUGUGAUGCUACAUGUGACAAACACAAGGGUUAUAUGGGGAUGGGUGUGAUUAUAAGAGAUCAUAGCAGUCAGGUGAUGGCAGCCCGGAGCACCACGAGAUUAGGUUACUUUGAACCUACUGUAGCGGAAGCCAUGUCUUUACUCCAUGGAGUGUCACUUUGUAAGGAGUUGGGUUUCCAAAACCUGAUGGUUGAAGGGGAUGCUCAGAUUGUGAUUUAG